AGCAGGUGAAGGUGGUCGACGUGGUAACGACGACGCGGUUCGCCACGCAUGUUACGCAACGUGUGACGCGACCGAUGCACCGUCGGUCGUCUUGAGCGUCUUUUUUAACCGUCGCGUGGCAGAGAGAUCUUGCGGGGACGCCCGCUCGUCCGACCGACCGCGAUGACGAUGCAUCGCCCCCGCGUGAUGCGACGGAGGUUAUGACGGCCGUGACGGCGUGAUCUCGUGGAGAGACGAUCGUUCCGCGCGGGAACACAAAUGAUUGUCGGUCGAGAACGUACGACGUCCCCCAUACAUGUUCGUUCGACGACGGUGCCCGACCGACGUUAACGGAACGUCGCGAUUCGACGCUGCUUCGACGCGCGUUCCCUCCUCGCGAGCGUGGUGCGCGGAGAGCGGAUCGACGAGAGUGGUGCGGCUGCGGCGAGAAGUUUGCGGCGAGUCGUCGCGCGAUUCGUCCCAACCGUUCUGGUACUAUUCCAGGUUCUACCCCCCGUUCCGGCGUGCUAUCAACCGAACGGAAUCGACGGGGAGAGACUCUCGAGGCCCCUCGACGGGCCACCCGUUGGACGCGCGUGUCCUCGCGCGACGUCGCGCUCGUCGUGUCGCAUCGCAUCCGUGUUGCGUCACUCGCGCCCACGGCGCCAUUUUCCAUCGGCCAAGAACGAGCGACGUGACGGUAGCUGGUGGCGGCGGCGGUGGCGGCGGCAAGACGUGACUUGAGCGCGUGCACCGGAGUGCCGUUCGUACAUACUUGGUCCCUCCUCGCCCCCCCGACCUCCGGGUCGUCCGGCGGCCACGCGUCAAGAGUUCGCCCGUCAAGAGUGCGCAUCGUUUACGAUCUAAACGGAGGCGGAUUGUGUGUACAUAUAAAUGGCGGCGGACGAGCGAUGGUACUUCUCCAGAGAGCAGCUAGCAAACACGCCGAGCAGGCGGGCCGGCAUCGACGCGGACAAGGAGCUGAGUUACCGUCAACAGGCGGCGAACUUCAUCCAGGACAUGGGACAACGUCUCGUGGUGUCACAAUUGUGCAUCAACACUGCCAUAGUGUACAUGCACAGAUUCUACGUGUUCCAUUCGCUGACGCAGUUUCACAGGAACGCUAUUGCAGUAGCGGCGCUCUUUCUAGCUGCAAAAGUGGAAGAACAACCAAGGAAAUUAGAACAUGUUAUCAAAAUGGCAUAUAUGUGUCUCCACAGAGACCAACCACCACCUGACAGUCGGUCUGAGCAAUUUCUCGAGCAAGCGCAAGAUUUGGUAUUCAACGAGAAUGUCCUCCUACAAACAUUAGGAUUCGAUGUUGCCAUUGAUCAUCCACACACUCACGUUGUUAGAUGUUGUCAACUAGUAAAAGGUACAGCGAGCAAAGAUUUAGCUCAAACCUCAUACUUUAUGGCAUCUAACAGCCUACAUUUAACUACAAUGUGUCUACAAUAUAAGCCGACAGUUGUAGCCUGUUUUUGCAUACACCUCGCAUGUAAAUGGUCUAACUGGGAGGUGAGAAAACUUAUAUCCCCCGAACAAGCGCGCAAGUUGCUGCAGACUGCUGAUAUACCGCAGAGUACCGAAGGAAAAGAAUGGUUCUGGUACGUAGACAGAAGCGUAACUGCGGAGCUACUUCAAGAACUUACAAAUGAAUUUCUUCAUAUAUUCGAUAAAUGUCCAUCGAGAUUAAAAAGGAAAAUUAUGAGCAUUUCCGCUAAUCAGAGUCCAAAUAUUCAUCCUCCGAGCCUCCCGAACUCGCCAUUCGAUACCGAGCCGCGUAGAAUACAAUCUCCAGCAUUGGAUGGUGCGGCUGCCAUUGUUGCUCAGUUGAGUCGCGCUCAUCAUGCAGUGGAAAGUGCCGCUGCCGCCCAUUCGAGCCGCUCUCAUCACGCGGUGGACGGUGUCGCCGCUGCUCAUUCGAGCCGCUCUCAUCACGCAGCGGAAGGCACUGCUGGUGCUCCCGCUGCCGCCGCUGCCCAUUCGAGCCGCACUCAUCACGCGGCCGAUGGUACCUCUUCUACCUCCUCUACCGCUGUUACUACCCACUCGAGUCGGUCUCAUCAUACGACAGACGGCGCCGUUGCUCAUUCGAGUCGGUCUCAUCAUGGACAGCAGGAGAAACAGGAUGAGAAGAAAACCAUCGCAGGACCAUCGACGAGAGCAACUGCGAUAGAUUACCGAGAAUAUCGCGAGAAGAAGGAGCGAGAGCGUCUGGAACGAGAGAAGGCAGUCGCCGCUAUCGGAUGCCAUGUCGCUGAUCCUAACAAGCCUCAUCAUUCACAUCACCAUAAACAAGUAUCUAACGCAAGUAUGUCGAACAAGCACCAGAUGCCAUCUGUGCAAAAGGGUACUGGCCUUCAUCACAAUCAUCAUCAUCGGCCGGACAUGAAAGUCGGUCAACCAGUGCCGCAGAGACACUCCGGUAGCAGUCAACCUAAUCGCGAUCCUAAUAGACAACGAUUGCCGAGAGAACACAGUGCCGGUAUGGCUGGCACAAGUGCUGGUAUAGCACAUUCCUCGCACCACGCCAAUUUAGAUAGUUCCUCGUCCGAAUCUAUAGCUCAUAGGUCGGACAGUGGUGCUGUGCAAGAUACCGCAUCCUCGGUGCACGGUAGUUUGCAUGAAAAGAUGAGUAAUAAUCACAGCGGACAUAGACUGAACGCGCUCGAUAGCAAGCAUCAGGGGCACGAUAAGAGGUUGUACCGAGGAGAGGACCCGAGGCUCAAAUCUGCGAAAUACGCAGACGUUAACAGAAUGGAGGCUCAAUUGAGACGAAAAGCGGAGGCGCUGGAGCAGAGAAGUGAGGAGGUGCGGAAGCUGAUCGAGAAGCCGUUGCCGCCGCCGAAGCAGGCGGACAUACCGUAUCUGAUGAACGCGCAGCAGAAGCAGCAGGCGCAUCAUGCCAAGUACAAUCAGCAACAGCAGGACAAGGGCAGUUCAUUCACCGGUGAUAUGAAGCACCCAGCAACUGCCAGUCAGAACGCGCUGCCGCAGGGAACGUCUCCAAGCGCGUUGUUGUCGCAGAAGACCGCACCCGUUAAGACACAGAUGUACUGUCAGCAUACCGCGCAGGGUGUAUCCCAGAUCCUGAAAGACAUUGCUAUAAAAAAUGGCAAUUCCCAGUCUUGCUUGAGCACAUUGAACAACGAUGAUACGAAGUCGGAGAAGCGAUCGCGAUCGACCACGCACGAGGAAUUUGCCGAGAGGAAUUCCGUCGAUGUCCAACAGGGCAGUCUGCAUACACCACCUGGCAAGCACAGAUCGCUGUUCAGCCCGGAGACGCCGAUCGUGCCCAGAGAAUCGCACGCUCAAAGCGCAAGGCCUAAAUCGAAACAGAAAACUCCACCCUCCGCAGCCACGAAGAUGAAGGAACGCGUAUCGCCAUUCGCGAGUUCUCCAACACUGCAAGAUUCGUUAACAAUGAAACGACCGUCCAACGAAGGAUCCGUGCAUAAGAGGACGCGUGCAUCGAGUAUCGGUGAGAGCGAGCAGCCGGUGAAGAUCAAGACGGAAAUCAAGACGGAAGAUACAACCAGUUUGGAGGCGAUGAAGAUGCUCGGCCGCGUGCCUGAUCUGAUCCAACCGAUACGCGACAAUCUGUCGUUGUCGAACAGCAGGAACAGCACAUCAUCCGUUAUUAAUGACUUGAAGCCACCGGAGCUUAUCAAACCAUUCGAAUCGGAUCAGUUUCGUUUCAACGCGAUGUCGCAGCACAAAGCCUUAUCGAUGAAUGUGAACGCACUGACUAACGGUAUGGACCUCAACGUGGUGAAACAAGAACUCCCGGAACAUCGUGUGAGAAGAGAACCUCUAGAGCAUUACGUAAAGAAGGAACCGUCGGGACACAGAGCCCCGGAACCAAUGCAUUCCCAAUCGCAGACAAAACUUGAAUACACGUCGCCGAUGAAAUCCGCGCAGAGUAUAAGCGCGUUGCUCCAGGAGACACUGCCGCCGAUGCCAUCGCUGUUGCAGGGACUGCAACAACCUAGCCAAUUACCUCUUCAGCAGGUGCACCAAGACCACUUGCAGCACCAGCAACAGCAUCAUCAGCUACAGUCCAUUCAGCAUUCGUUGAUGGAUCACCAAUUACCAGUGACGACUCAGUGUUUGUCGAUAGCGAGCGAUAAUUUCACACCGAUAGCUUCGACCGUCGAUAUCAGUGUUCUCUCCGACAAUGUGUCGAUGAUGCUGCCAAGCAACAGCAACAUGAUAGAAUUGACAGCGCCAACAGUCUCCACGGUAACGACUGUUCCUCCGAUCGAGGAAAAGCGGUCGGAGCAUCAUAAGAGCGAAAAGAAGAAAAAGAAGGAGAAGCACAAGCACAAAGAUAAGGAGAAGAGCAAAGAUAAGCAUAAACAUAAACACAAGGAUAAAGUUAAGGAGAAACAUCGUGAGAAAAAAGACAAGGAAAAAAGCGAGGAGACGCCAACGGCGGCGCCCAUCAAAAUUACGAUCCCCAAGGACAAACUGAACCUGAGCACGGAAGCGUCAUCGACCGUGGUCGGCGGAGGUCCGUUGGACAAAAAUAUAUCACCUCAGAGCACGGGCCUGAAGAUCAAGAUACCCAAGGAAAGGCUCAAGGGCACCGAUAGUGUGCCCAGUUCAUCACCCGCGCAGCCAAUGAUCCAGGGUCCGCUAAAGAUCAAAAUCCGCACCGAUCUUGGUAUCUCAAGGAGUUCCGCGGCGGCGCCGCUGCCAUCGUCGACGUCAUCGUCGUCGAACGGCUCUAGCGGAUCUUUGCACAUGCAGCUCUCCUCUGAAUUAUCCGCGAACGAAAUGACAAGUCGGAAGCGCGAGCGAGCCGACCUGAUCGGCGACAGCUCGGGCAGCAGUGGCGUCCCGCUCACAAAGAAGCAAGCGCUGAUGUUACCUACGACGGGUGGCUACGGCCAGGGCCACCGACCUGGAGAACGGCAGAACGGCAGGCACUAUAACUCCGGCAGCAAUAAUAAGGAAAGACACGCGUCCAGCCAUCACAAAAGCUCCAGCAAGCAGCUGCCGCAGUCUCAACAGUCCCAUGCGACGUAGUAUGGCUAUUUGGAAAAUGAUUGGUGGAAGUACUCUUAAAGGAUCCUUUUCUCGAUCGGUCCAUUCUGGAAGAGGAAAGGUCAAAUGGAGAGAUACCGCUGUAUAUAUGUUGUUGUAUGUCUUAAGAUAUCGUCCGAGAUACAUAACAAUUCGAAUAUGUUCUGAGAUAUAUUCUGAGAAAUAUCUGUGAAAUAUAUCAGGACAUAUUUGAUUUACCUGUAUGCCGUUUACCUCGUAUAUUGAUUGCCUUGAUAAGGAUCAUCUCUUUACUCGCUUGGUUUUCUUCCUCAUUCUCGUCUUGUCGUUCUCUCUCUCCCUCUCUCUAAUUUUCUUUUUUUAGGGAUGAGUAAAAGUUUCCCACGUUGCAUAAUAUGGUGUUUCGCAUUAGCUUUUGACGAAGGCCGUUGUUUCAGUGAAAUACUAUAGAGUAGGAAAUGCAAAUGAGAGAGAGAAAAACAUGAUCUUACUCAGGUGAAUUGGAUGUGACUCAUUCCUGGUUGCUUGCGAAUUUUUCAUUCGCGUUUCUUCUAUUCAUUCAGCACACAUGCAAUUGAGUGAUAAUCCUUAAAUAGAGAUGAUCCUUGUUGACUCGUGAGACGAAUGCGGACGACGUUCCGCCGUCUGUGUCCUAAGUGAAAAUUAACGACGAAAUGCAUAAUGUACUGGCGCAUUUAAUGCGAUUAUAACGACUUAAUAACGACGCUGAUACGAUCUAACGCUCCGCUAUUUUUUACGCGAGUUCCCUCCCAACUUGUUUGUCACAACUGAAUCUCACGUCUCGAAGUUAUUUUUAUUUCAUUUUAUUUUAGCUUAUCUACGUCCCCUUUUAUAUUCCAAGUGAUUGAUAAUUGAUAGCCUCUUACAGUUGAUAAUUUCCUAUGAGGGAGACAACUAAAUUGAUUGUAUCUGUUAGAUUGAAGAGAAUAUAGAAAAAGUGUUCUUUUAAUAAUUAACUCGCGCGAGUAACGAGGCGUUAAAUCGGAGAAAAGUUAAGCGGUUAACGUGCUGCUUUGCGAACAACGCGAGAAUGAGAUCUUCGUUGUUUCAGAGGAAAGAAAAGAGAGAGAGAGAAAAAGUAAAAAGAGAAGAGUAACUCUGCGAGGAAGCUUUGCAAAGAUAGAAUUCUGACAAAAAAGAAAGAAUUCUUUCUUUACACUAUUUCGCAGCCUUAGAUAUUUCACAAUUAUCCCGGCGUUCUUCGCUCGGAAGAACGUGAAUAUUCAUUCAUGUCGAAUAUAUUCUUGGCCUGUAAAUUGACCAUCGACAGGUUGGUUCGUUGCAGAGGAAAAUUUUGCAAAUUUGGGAUUUUAAUUUAAGUAGCUGCAUCCAAUGAAAUUUUUAAGUAGACUAUUAUUAACUGCCCGACUGUGCGAUUUGAUUUUCGGGUCGCUCUUUCGGGAUAUUAGUUAGACGAAAAAAAAAAUUGCGUUCUUGUAACAUAUUGGAUUUGCCGUAGCGUAAAAGAUACUCUAGAUUUUUUAAGUAGGGCUAUUCUGAGCGUGCAAGCUACUCUAGAUUUUUUAAGUAAAGUAGGGCUAUUAUGUUACUAUAACUAAGGAUCGUCUACGACAGGCCUGGUCAACUUCGAGCUGCGGGAGUCACGACACUUCUCCUUUUCCAUCCACGGAAAGUAGGGGGGAAGAGGUUCCUCCGGUUUCUCCUACUCUCUCCAUAGAUAGAAAGGGAGAAACGUCGUGGCUCCGAAGUUCAAAGUUGACCAGGCCUGGUCCACGGACUUCGAAUACGUUAUGCAUUUAACAAUGCCUUAUUUCCGGCUGUGUUUUAAUUGAUAUUUGUCCCCUUUGGAUUCUUUUCACGCGCAUCACGAUAGCGAUGCCGGCCCAUAGAGAAUACGCCCAUUCACAUAUUUCUCACGAUGACUCGACGAUUCUGAAAUCUUCCGGUUCCGAUGAUUCACCCCCAUCGAAAGUCAGUGUCACCGUUGCUCUUAUCUUGUUACCGAUUGUUCCGCGAGAUAAAUCCACGACCGAAUGUCUCUACAACGAAACGAUCGAUUCAGAUUUAAGAAGAAAGCAAAUUGACUCAUAAUACGCGACACACAUUCACACGCAUACAGACACACGUACAGUAAAAUACCUGCUCGACGAUACCCGAAUGGUAUUUAUAUUAUCGUCUUAUUACUGUGUAAAUAGUUUCCCUACCUGCAUAAUAAAGUAAGUAAACAUAAUAUGCUCUAUCGCGUAAUUUAGUAUAAAGGACUAUGAGGUAAUAUUGAUAUUGUAUCAACAGACUGUACAUAAAAUUAUUUUGUAAUGCCAAAAGAAACCAAAUGAGAGUAAGCUACUUCGAAGCACGGUGUUGCGCAUAGUUGAAUGCGUACGAGAGAAGAGCACGCGUAUAACGCACGUAUACACAGGCAGAAAACAUACAGACACAACAAAAUACACAUACACACGCGUGCGCGCAUCGGAUACCCAACCCUAGUUGUAAGAAGUAUGAUCGCGCCCAAUCACCCACGCGAAAUUAACACCUGUACAACGUUUCGUUCGACGAUACGCGCCAAUUAUAGUUGUACUUUGUUCGGCGGUACAUGACGCCGCGUAGGAUCAAAGUGUGUUCGCUCGGUCGACGAUCGUCUAAUCAUAUACUUUAUUUCUUCUUUUUUAUAUAUAUAUAUAAAUAACGAUCAACUUAAGUUAAGCCUAAGUUAAGUGUCAAUUAUGGUUAUGGAGUUAAGAAUUAGGAGUUGUCUGAGAAUAAGAGAAGGUCGAAAAAGAGAUUUAGAGAUCACUGGCUAUACGCGUAGCUAGGAUUUAAUUAACGAAAUUUGUACUGCGAGAGACGUAGAGGGACGUUGGAUUGAUUAGCGGUCUUGUUAUUUGAAUGUUCGAUCUAUCGUGAAAAGUGAGAUUCCCUUUACGUGAAUCGCAAUAGCACGUCUUGUUCCUCCGUUUCUUUUUUUUUUCGUAACGUGCAUGUAUUGCACAACGUAUACGCGGAGUGCGCAUAACAAAUCUAACGACGAUCGUACAAUGUAGGGCCGAAAUUACGCGUUGCAAUGUUUUUCGUUCGAUUGAGUUGCGAUCGAGUUAUCCGACGCGAUAAAAUUGCGAUGCCGAAUGUCUCUCAUGGUAGUAAUAUUUUUAAUUCUUAUUGUAGGAGAAAAAGAAAGAAAAAGAAAAAGAGAGGGUGGAGCGAGUCAAUUUUAUCGCGCCGAUGUGCAUUUUGGCGUAAUUGUCGAGCCUCGUAGCCGAGAAAGAAAGAGAACGGAAGGAGAAAAGAAAGUAAGAAAAAAUACUGAAAAAAGAGAUAAAAAUAGAUUUCGUUCAGCAGUCUUCUUUCGCUAAAAGCACUUUUUCAAAAGCUCGUCUCUCGGCUGCGCGGCGUAGGCGUUUAUUGCUAAUUCGUUUCGCCAUGUAAUUAGCGCAAUUAUAUUACGAGGGACAAUCAGAGCCGUUGAGCGGAGCAACAUCACAGCUAAAAACUAAUAUCCUUCUUUUUUUACGUAUUUACAACCUCGCGGUACUGCGUGCAAGAGGCAACGCGUAAUCAAGUGAUUAUCCUGAUGGAAACUUUUAGAUUUUAUUCGUUACGGAAAUCGCAAACAAGUCGCAACUGCGUGUCUUGCGUCAAGCAUUCCCGCUUCUUCUUUCUUUGUUUUAAAGUUAACGGAAAGGAAAAUGCUUUUUGAACGUAUUUUCAAAAUGUUAAUUAAUGUGUAAUCUAAUGAUUAGUGUAGGUCUGGUCAACUUCGAGUUUCCCUACCUUUCCCUCUCUUCGUGGAUGGAAAGGAAGAAGUGUGUCGUGUCUCUGGAGCUUCAAGUUGACCAGGCCUGGAUCAGUGCUCAGCAAACACCAAAUAACAUGUAACUUAUAAUUUCCUACUUAACAAUGUAAAUGCAAUGUAUUACUUGGUGUUUGCUGAGUGCUGUCCGAGAUUUGUAAUUCCGGGCAUUGGAUUUGAGAUGUGUUGGCGUUCUACCACCCUUUUUCUUAAUGAAGAUAGAAAUCAAUCGGCAUUUACGUUGCUCCUCUCAACGGCUCUAGUCCGGAAUCUUAAAGUAACGUCCGAACGAUCGUCGUCACGGUGGAAGGGAGGGAGAGAAGUAGCCUUCGUCGUUGUCGCGAUUAUCACGGGUGUGCGAUGCGCCGAUGAGAUGAGGCCCGUGUGCUGAUCGUGCUGGGAGGAACGGGCGACUAGUGAAAGUCGAUGGGAAUUGUGCCCACAAUGCUGUACAUAGUUACUUUAUCUGUAAGGACUUAGAGAAAUAACAGCCGACAUUUGCGCGACGAGAGACAAAGAGAGCGAAGUAGGGAGGAAGGAAGGAAGGAAGGAGGAAUGUAAAUUAUACCGCUCUCGCGUGAUCUUGUCCCCCGGUCGCGGCCCGGAGAAGCUUCUCCCUCGCGCUCGGCACGGUGCUGUCCCUCGUGGUCGCCGUUUUUUACACUCCGGAGGACCGUGGACUCUCGGAUCACGUUCCACACCGCUCGCAAACCGUUAUUUCGCGAAGCUCGACGAAAAACAUGAGAAACGUUAAGGCUGCCCCUGUGUGGGCGUUGAAGCCUCCUUCGAGUGGUUUCGUGGGGUUGUCUGGGCGUUUCCCCGUGGGGUGAUACCUCCGGUAUUUUCCCUGCGACGUCGAGUGGGAUGCGGGGCGCAUAGAGAAUAUAAUUAUUCCGGGCGGAAGACAAAUCCGUCUUAGUGGGGCGGGAGGAGGGUUCGCGCAAUUCCUGGAGUGAUUAAAUGGUGCGCCGCGAGACUCAUCUGCCAGCCGACGGGCUCGCCGUUCCGGUUCGCAUCUCUUUUAUUCCCCCCCUUUUUUUUAUUUAUUCUUGAACUUGCGUUACGUCUUUACGCGCGAAAACGCGCGCCGUGCCGUGCCUCGCGAAGUCGUUCCCUUGAAGUUGCCCGCGCGAAUCGGGCGCGGGCUGAAGCUGACGGCGCGACCGGGUACCCGGCUGAACCGAGCCGAGUUUUGCCUAGCUUAAAGGCGGCGUUCAAAAAAAAAGUUAUCCUUAAUAAAGGAGAGAAACGAACGAUCAUUAAAACCAACUGCCAAAGACUUUCUUUACCCUGUCCCUCCGUAGGCGUUUAAUUUCACGCCACUCGUGUUUAAUUCUAUAUCAUCAAUGGAGAUUAACUUUAAUUUCGGUUUAACUUAUUUUUUAUCUUAUACAGUUCUUUAGAACU
This is a messenger RNA of Temnothorax curvispinosus, 10165 nucleotides long. RefSeq names its product cyclin-T. Gene Ontology annotation, cellular component: cyclin/CDK positive transcription elongation factor complex; nucleus. The record is from RefSeq and is a predicted model, not a curated record. Bases 874 to 5013 code for a protein of 1379 amino acids. The transcript has 8 exons. Gene Ontology annotation, biological process: regulation of transcription by RNA polymerase II; positive regulation of DNA-templated transcription, elongation. Gene Ontology annotation, molecular function: cyclin-dependent protein serine/threonine kinase activator activity. Lineage: Eukaryota; Metazoa; Arthropoda; Insecta; Hymenoptera; Formicidae.